GCGGCGGGGUUGUUUUUCACAAAGCUGUUCUUAAAGUGAGCUGGCAGCAUGUGGGCAGUUGUCUUUGUAAGGAGAUUGCAGCGCUGUACGGCCGCUGCCGCCUUAGUAAUUUCGAUGAAGCGUUUGUAGGGAGCACGCUGAUAUUGUCACGCUCUUUGCGUGGCAGAGGCGUUGUUCAGCGUAAAGUGAGGAUCACGUUUUGUAUGAGACCUUAUUGUUUGGUUUUUUUUUUUUUUUCUUGCAGUAUAUUUUUAUACGUUUUGUUUUAAAAUAUGGUGCUAGGGAAGGUAAAGAGUUUGACAAUAAGCUUUGACUGUCUUAAUGACAGCAAUAUCCCCGUCUAUUCUAGUGGGGACACAGUCUCAGGAAGGGUCAGUUUAGAAGUUACUGGGGAAAUUAGAGUAAAAUCUCUUAAAAUUCAUGCAAGAGGACAUGCAAAAGUACGUUGGACUGAAUCUAGAAAUGCUGGAUCUAACACUGCCUAUACGCAAAAUUACACUGAAGAAGUAGAGUAUUUUAACCAUAAGGACGUUCUACUUGGGCACGGAAGAGAUGAUGACAAUUCUGAAGAAGGCUUUAACACCAUUCAUUCAGGAAGGCAUGAAUAUGCAUUCAGCUUUGAGCUUCCACAGAUACCACUUGCUACCUCAUUCGAAGGCAGACAUGGCAGUGUGCGCUAUUGGGUGAAAGCUGAAUUGCGUAGGCCUUGGCUUCUACCAGUAAAACUAAAGAAGGAAUUUACAGUCUUUGAACAUAUAGAUAUCAACACUCCUUCAUUACUGUCACCCCAAGCAGGUACAAAAGAAAAGACUCUAUGUUGUUGGCUUUGUACCUCAGGCCCAGUAUCCUUAAGUGCCAAAAUUGAAAGAAAGGGCUAUACCCCAGGUGAAUCAAUUGAGAUAUUUGCUGAAAUUGAGAAUUGCUCUUCCCGUAUGGUGGUGCCAAAGGCAACCAUUUACCAAACACAAGCAUUCUAUGCCAGAGGGAAAAUGAAGGAAGUCAAACAGCUUAUUGCCAACCUCUGUGGGGAAUCCUUGUCAUCUGGCAAAACAGAAACCUGGAAUGGCAAACAGUUGAAAAUUCCACCCGUUUCCCCUUCAAUCCUUGACUGUAGUAUAAUCCGUGUGGAGUAUUCACUGAUGGUAUAUGUUGAUAUUCCAGGAGCCAUGGAUUUAUUCCUUAACUUGCCACUGGUCAUUGGUACCAUUCCUCUGCAUCCAUUUGGUAGCAGAACAUCAAGUGUGAGCAGCCAGGGUAGCAUGAACAUGAAUUGGCUUGGUCUGACACUGCCUGAAAGACCAGAAGCACCUCCAAGCUAUGCAGAAGUGGUCACAGAGGAAAACGGACAGUCCAGCCACGCACCUAUAGCUGCUUUUGAUUUUGAGAGAGCACUUCAAGGACAGUUAUUUGCAUACAUCCAGGAGUUCCGUUUUCUUCCUCCACCUUUAUAUUCAGAAGGAAUGAAAGAAGUAGGAUGGCAAAAAGACUCGUGGAUCAAGAUAAUGACAAUUUAAUAAGGAAAGCAAAAGCUGCCUGUGCAAGGAAAGCAAGAAGAGGAAUUCAUUCCCUACUUCCCAUCAGCAGGCAGAUGUCCAGCCACUUCCUGGGAAGCUGGGCCUCAGCACAUGUAGUUGUUGCUUGGGAAGACAAACACCAUAACCAUGAACAUCCCCUCUUCCUCCUUUCCCUGAGCUUUUAUUGCUGGGCACGACAUCAUAUAGCAUGGAAUAACCCGUUGGUCAGUUUGGGUCAGCUGUCCUGGCUAUGCCCCCUACUAACCUCUGGCCCACCCUUAGCAUAGCUAAAGCAAGUCUUUGGGGGGAGGGCAGAGAGAAAGCCUUGACACUGAGCACUGUUCAGCCGUAGCCAAAAUGGCUGUGUUACCAACAUUGUUUUAGCCACAAAUGCAAAACACAGCAUCAUACAGGCUGUUAUGAAGGCAGUUAACUACAUCCCAGCCAGACCCAGUACAACUGUCUUCCUUUUUUUAUAUCUUAUUCAAACUUUUUAAUGCUCCAAAACAUUCUACUUCUUUUAGUGCUUGUAUUUCCUUUUAUAUUCUAUACCAGCAAUAAUGCCAAAUAAGAAGCUUGAUUUUCUCAAAAAAACCCCUUUCAUCUACCUUCUUUACCUGAAAUACCUUCCCAGAAUGCACUUGUAAAGCCACUAUCCAUUUUCUCCCCAAAACAAUAUUUUUAUUUAAAAAUGCCAAAAGUAAUGAUUAGAUAGAAGACUUGUGGGAAUUUCUAGUAUAAAAUUUACUUUUAAUUCAUGGCAUGACCUAGUAAAUAGGCAGUUGCAGUAUGGCAAGUCUUUUAUGAUAUUUCCACAGCUUUAUCCUGAAGUAUCUCAUAAUGAAUGGAAAUUAACUUACCUUGAGGGCAAUUUUAUCAUAAAUUAAAAGCAUUCACAUAGCAGAUUAAUAUCAGAGUACUAUGCAGUAAACAUAACCCUGCUUUACCUGUGAGAUGUCUUACCAAUGUCUUACAAUUACCCCUUAUCCCCACAAAAUAAUUCAAGUUUUAAAUGGAUUGUAAGCACCAUUUAUAUGUAGCUAACAUAUGGAAACCUUUUUCUAAUGAAGGUUAUAUUAUCCUACAUAUGAUGAUACAUUUUGUUUACAAUAUCCAAUUACAAUGUAAUUUUAAAAUAUAUUCAUUCCUUUGGCAUCUUUUGACCGAUGAACAAACUCCUACAAUGGAAGAAGGCUCAGAGGAGAUGGACACAGACAAUGAGCUCAUGAAGCUAAGUGAACAAUAUAGGGAGUAAACAUAACUGUUGUAAAGAAAUCUGAAUUUAACAAAAAGGGGACUGGAGGGUGGCCUUUCUUUUAGAUAAAUGGAUCAUCUUGCUCUCUAUCAGUUGAGUGAAUCAGCUGGUUGUGUAAAAGGCCUUCCCUGAGUUAAAAAAUUGUGAAUGUCUUCCUGAGCCAGCCACACCAGCAUGGGGGAAAUAUAUACAUGGCUCAGCCCAUCACAGAGUAGAAAAACUGAGCAACUAGCAAAAUUAACUUUAAAAAGAGCAGUGGACUUGAGCUGGCUUUAGCCCAUAUAUUCCUUCCCAGCAAUUGGGAAUGCUUGGUGUCAUGAUGGUGAGCACAUAGAGACUGGUAAUAGGGAUCACAUCUGUGUUGUGAUCCAACUGUAUACUACAAUUGCUAUAUUGUGCUUGUGUUGUGAUUUCAGUACAUUGCUGUAUCACUCUGCUGAAUCAAGAUCCUGUGUAAUGUCAAAUAUCUUAAAAAAGUAAAUUUGGUUUUAAAAACAUUAAAUCCUCCUCAUGUGGAAUAUAUAAAGGAACCUAGUCAGAGAGUAUUGGACUCUGACAUAUAUUUGGUACUCUUAUGAUUUUGUGUGUUCUAAUACUAAAUAGGCUUCUGGAACUACCAGAAGAAACAAGAAAAAAUAUAAUUGAGAGAAUUCUUAGAACAAACUGUUGAAGCAGAGUACAAGUAGUACAUUGCUUCCAUUUAUUUGAUGCUACAAAAGGCAAGCUCUACUAUGCUAAACCUUACUCUCUUGGCAACUAGUUGAUACAUACAAAAUAUUCCAAUAAAUCAUUUCUUUCUCCUUGGCUGACUAUGAGCAGACCUGAAGGGAAAGAUAAAAAGUUGCUGUUAUUACAUAUAAAGAUUAUUACAGGGAGAGAAACCCAAUUUUUGCACUAGCUACUGGCCUCUCUACCCAAAGACUCUAGCAACCACAGAGAAGCCAGUCAUUUUAUCACUGAAGAAUAUAGGGAUAUCUUUAGAUAAAUAAUGCAAUCUGCAGUUUAUAAGUGUAUUUUAACAGGAAAGUUCCUCACAGAAUGCAGUGAAAACCCUCCUGGAAUGUCUUCUAUAGCAAAUUCCUAUCCAAGCUGUAUCACCUCUGUCACCUGUGUAAGGCUGUAAAGAACAUGAACACACAUAUACAGAGUACUCUGGAUUAGGAACAGCUUUGAUUUAUGCAAUUCAGAAGUCUGUUUACUAAUUACACAAAGAAGAGGUCUUUCAAGUCUGUCAUGGUUUAACCUUGGCUGGUAAUUAAGUACCACACAGCUGCUCGCUCAUUCCCCUCUCACCCAGAGGGAUUGAGAGGAGAGCUGGAAAGGAAUAUAAAACUCGAGGGUUGAGAUAAGAACAAUAGUUGAAAUAGAAUAAAAAUGAAAGAACAAUAAUAACAAUGAUGACAAUAGCAGUUAUAAUGAAAAGGGGAAGGGAAAGAAUAACAUCCACAGGGAAAGGAACAUGUGGUGCACAAUGCAACUGCUCACCACCUGCCAACUGAUGCCCAGCCAGUCCCUGAGCAAUGACCUGCCCGCCCCAGCCAACCCCCAGAUAUAUAUACCAGGCAUGAUGGCCCAUGGUAUGGAAUACUUCUUUGGCUAGUUUGGGUCAGCUGACCUGGCUGUGUUCUCUCCCAAUUCCUUGUGCCCCUCCAGCCUUUUUGCUAGCAAGGCCCGAGGAACUGAAGUCUCACAUCAAAGCCAAAACACAGCACUGUACUAGCUCCUAAGAACAUAAUUAACUCCAUCCCAGCUGAAACCAGGACAAAGUCCAAAUAAGGACAUUUUGGACUUAAACACACUGUUUUAUUUUCUAACUUUAUAAGAAGAUGUUACAGCAUUGACAGAUCAGGGAAGAGCGACUGACAUCAUCUACCUGGACUUGUGCAAAGCUUUUGACGCUGUCCCACAUGGCAUUCUCAUCUCUAAACUGGAGAGAAAUGGAUUUGACAGAUGGACCACUCAGUGGAUAAGGAAUUGGAUGGAUGAUUGCACUCAGAGUUGUGGUCAAUGGCUCAAUGUCCAAGUGGAGACCGUGAUGAGUGGCAUUCCUCAGGGGUCCAUACUGGGACUGGUGCUGUUCAACUUCUUUCUCGGCAACAUGAACAGUGGGAUUAAGUGAACCCUCAGCAAGUUUACUGACAGUACCAAGCUGAGUGGUGCAGUUGACAUGCUGGAGGGAAGGAAUGCUGUCCAGAGGGACCUUGAUAGGCUUGAGAGGUGGGUCUGUAAGAACCUCAUGAAGUUCAACAAGGCCAAGUGCAAGGUCCUGCAUUGGGGCAACCCUCAGUAUCAAUACAGGCAGGCUGGGCAGAGAAUGGAUUGAGAGCAGUCCUGGGGAGAAGGACUUGGGGGUGCUGGUGGAGGAAAAGCUUAAGACAGCCUAACAAUGAGCGCUUACAGCACAGAAAGCCAAUCUCAUCCUGAGCUGCGUCAAAAGAAGUGUGGCCAGCAGGUCAAGGGAAGUGAUUCUUCCCCUCUGCUCUGCUCUUGUGAGAUCCCACCUGGAGUACUGCAUUCAGCUCUGAAGCCCUCAACAUAAAAAGGACAUGGACCUUUUUGGAACAAGUCCAGAGGAGGGCCAUGAAGAUAAUCAGAGGGCCUCUCCUAUGAAGACAGGCUGAGAGAGUUGGGGUUGUUCAGCCUGGAGAAGAGAAGGCUCCUGGGAGACUUUAUAGCAGCCUUUCAAUACUUAAAGGGGGCUUGUAAGAAAGAUGGAGACAGACUUUUUAGUAGCGCCUGUAGUGAUAGGACAAGGGGGAAUGGCUUUAAAUUAAAAGAGUAGAUUUAGAUUAGAUAUUAGGAAGAAAUUCUUUCCUGUGAGGGUGAUGAGAGACUGGAACAGGUUGCCCAGAGAAGUUGUGGAUGCCCCAUCCCUGGAAGUGUUCAAGGCCAGGUUGGAUGUGGCUUUGAGUAACCUGGUCUAGUGGAAGGUGUCCUUGCCUAUGGCAAGGGGGGGUUGGAACUAGAUGAACCCUAAGGUCCCUUCCAACCCAAAACAUUCUAUGAUUCUAUGUUCUGUUUCUGCAGCUCCUAGAUCUUUCUAAAUAUGGUGACAGUUCUAAUAAUUUUCAAAACAUUAUUAUGGGAUUAUUCUAGGAUGCUCAGAAUCUUACUCAGGAACUAAAGCAAACACUUUUCCAGCUCUAGUAUUAAUGCAAAUUGUUGACAUGAGGAAUAAACACUUUGGUGACCUUUAAAAAAUUUCAAGUUCAUAAUUUUAACUCAGCUCCCCCAAAAGUCUUAUGGCUAGCGCUGUUACAAAAGGACAAAGAGUAAAACAAAAUUAAGAGCCAUGUAACUUAUCAAAAAAUAAAAACUACCAUGUUUCACCAGAUGCAAUAGUACAUGCCACAAAAUUAACUGGUACUAUGUAGUGAAAAACUGUUCAUCAUACUGCUAUUUCAUUUGUUCCAAAGCAAAAGUUACCAUCUAUCUGCUUUCAGUGUAGUCCAGUGUCAGUCUGCAAUGCUGAACAAGGACAAUACAAUAGCCAGAUUUUGUAAAUUGGGCUGCUAUACAGAUGACCCUAAUUACAACAUGCAAAUUGUUGGUUAGUACAAAAGACACUAUAUUGAGCAACAUAAACAUGGGCAUCCCUUUUUAAAGGUAUACUAUAAGAACAAAGUGUCUUGCAAACAGACUCCAGACAUGGGCCCAUUGAAGUAAGGAUAGUGAAAGUGCAUCCUCAUCAGAGGCAAGGCUGGCUGACUCUCAGGAACAGCUGUAAAGAAAAUCCAUCACUUGCCUAUUCAUAUGAUUUCUGUAAAAGGUGCUGCUGACACCAACAUACUUGCUCUGUGUGAGUGGGGAGAAGGAGACUGUGUCACUAUCUUCCCUAAGAGGGUCAAAUCUGUUCACAUUUUCAUUGGCUUAAUAUUCUUGGUUUCUCCUCUAGGAUUCACAGCUGACACUAGUUAUUUCUAGGAGUUUUUCCACUCCUGUACUGACUAUAACCCCUCCCCCAUACUCCCCCUACUCCAGAGGAGUCUGGAGCGAAGGAAUGAAGUUGAGCCUGGGAAAGGGGGAGGAAAGGUGUUGUUUUAAUGUUUGUGUUUUCCUUUUCCACUAUUCAAAUCAGUAAUUAAAUAUCUAUUUUAAUUAGCAAUAAAUUAAUCUUCCCCA
Messenger RNA from Falco peregrinus (peregrine falcon), 6891 nucleotides. RefSeq names its product arrestin domain-containing protein 3-like. The record is from RefSeq and is a predicted model, not a curated record. The transcript is spliced from 8 exons. Gene Ontology annotation, cellular component: cytoplasm. Lineage: Eukaryota; Metazoa; Chordata; Aves; Falconiformes; Falconidae. The coding region runs from base 273 to 1514 and encodes 413 amino acids. Gene Ontology annotation, biological process: protein transport.